AUGGGCUGGCCGUACCACUUCCUCGAUUUGGACGCGGAGCAGAAGCAUGCGCGCCGCCAGGCCCUCGACCGAUACGCUGCUUGCGCCCAGCUCUCCGCCCUGGUCCCCAUUGCCGUUUUUCUGCUUUACCGCUUCGGCUCCUGGCUCGUCGGAUUGGCCCUCACGGAAGGUGGCGGGGACUACGCGGUCGUCCCGCACUCGCCGGCACUGAAGCGCCGACGACAAUCGUGCCUCGGCUCUCUGGCCGGAGCGUCGCGGAGAGUCGCUUGGUGGCUCGGCGACGACGUCGUAUUCCUGGGCACGAGGUGGGGUCAGCGGGACCAGAUCAUCGUUGGAAUCUGCUGGGCCGCCUGGCUUCUUUUCCUGUGCGUCAUCGGGACUGGCGAUGACUACAUGCACUUGACGAAGCGGUUCGGGAUAGUCGCCCUCUCGCAGUUCCCGCUCCAGUAUUUGUUGGCUCUCAAGAGCAUCAACCCGAUAGCGCUCGCUUUCAGGUCCUCUCACGAGCAGGUCAAUCGGUGGCACCGUGUCCUCGGCUGGGUCAUAUACUUCCUGCUCCUGUUGCACGCGAGCUUUUAUCUGAACUUUUACGUCCAAUAUGGCGUCGUAAUCGAGCGGCUCACUCGUCUCAUCCCGGCCCUCGGCCUCACUUCGAUCAUCGGCAUGACUCUGAUGAACACCACAGCUCUCCGUGCACUCCGGCAAUACUCCUACCGAAUCUUUUUCAUCACACACAUCUUGGUAGCGUUCAUGCUCCCGCCGAUGAUCUUCUUCCAUUCCCACCACGGAGGCCGGCAGUAUGUGGUGGAGGCUCUCCUCGUCCUUACCGCCGACCUCGUCAAGCGCAAGAUUGACACCGUCACUGUGCCUGCGACCCUCGAGUUUAUUCCCGGCACGAGCCUGAUGAAGAUCGUAGUCAAUAUCCCCUCCCCAAAGCUCAGCCGCUUCCGGAAGUACCCUGGAAUGCACGUCUACCUGAGCAUCCCAUACGCCUCCCGCCGCAGCUCCGGCGUCUCCGUAGCCAACUUUGCUCUCCUGGAAUUUUCGUUCAAUCCGUUUACCAUCGCAUCCCUCGACGAGGAGUCGGGUGAUCUGACGCUAGUUGCGCGGCGUCAGAAGGGACUCAUGACCAAGACGCUGGCCCGGCUUGUGGGAAACGAUGCCGGCGGUGCCAAGAUACCCCUCUCCAUCGAAGGCCCCUACGGAUGCGCAACCCAAUUCCCGAACUUGACCGGCGCAGAGUUCCAGCGAAUUCUCCUGGUAGCCGGUGGAGUCGGCGCUACCUUCAUUCUGCCGCUGUACCGGUACGUAUCCCGAUUAAUCUCCAACGAAAAUCCGGCAGCACGAGUGCAGAUGGUAUGGGCCGUACGCAAAGCUGGCGAUGCUACAUGGCCGGUAUCGGGCACCGCAGGAAGCAUCCUGGAUGACGAGAACCUCAAUAUCUUCCUGACCGGCGACGUCUUCGCAACCGCUGACGAAACCACAGUCCCAGACGAUGAAGACGAUGAAGGUAUAGAGUUGACCAGAAGCGUUCACGAUAACCUCGACCAGGAUACCUUUAAUAGAAAGCGGCCUGAUCUGGAAAAGGUCGUCGACGACUUUUUCAGGCAAGGACUCGAGGAUCGCGUCGCUGUAUUGGUAUGCGGGCCGGAGGCGAUGGCGCGUGAGUUGAGGGGCUUCGUCGGAGCCUGGGUGGAGAAGGGCAGAGACGUUUGGUGGCACAAUGAAAGCUUCGCGUGGUGA
This is a messenger RNA of Durotheca rogersii, 1743 nucleotides long. RefSeq names its product metalloreductase Fre8. The record is from RefSeq and is a predicted model, not a curated record. Gene Ontology annotation, cellular component: plasma membrane. Lineage: Eukaryota; Fungi; Ascomycota; Sordariomycetes; Xylariales; Xylariaceae. Gene Ontology annotation, biological process: intracellular iron ion homeostasis; iron ion transport; copper ion import. The transcript is spliced from 3 exons. Gene Ontology annotation, molecular function: ferric-chelate reductase activity. Bases 1 to 1743 code for a protein of 580 amino acids.